AUGUGCUUAAGUAAUACACUGUUUAGUAUUUCAAACUGUUUCGUCCAAAUAACCUCGUUUACAAUGCAUUUAAAUGUUUGUGAAUUAUAUUACCGUAGGAGUUUCGGAUUACUUAAAAGCUAUGCGUUUGCCGUUAGGUGUUACCAUAGCGACAACGUAUUUGGAUUUAUGAAGAAAACUAAAAGUAUUUAUAGAGGUACGAUGCCAGAAGACGUUUUAGACCUUCGCUGCAAGCAAAGCAAUUUUUACAGACUAGUGACUGCAUACAGGCAACAUGCGCAUAAGUAUUCAGAAAUAAACCCAGUUUCUCUUACCAAAACUUGUAGCGUUGUUCCAGAACUUGAUAUUCAGAGUUAUGGUUUCUCGCAGAGCGACAUAGUCAAAUUUAAGGGUAUUAUCAAUGCUGACAAGGAAGAAGGGACGAUAGCAGAGGCUGUCGAUUUCUUAAAUAGAGCGUACAGUAAGACAGUGGCGGCGGAAUUUUUACAUUUGGAGGAAGAGGAAGAAGUCGAUUGGUUUACUAGAGAGUUAGAAGCAUUACCGUAUAAGGACAUAGACAAAGACACAAAAACUCGCUUAGCGGUGGAUCUUCUAAAAUCUCAGGCAUUUGACAAUUUUUUAGCCAAAAGGUUCACGGGAGUUAAGAGAUACGGCGGUGAAGGUGCUGAGAGUAUGAUGGCCUUCUUUUCAGAAAUCUUCCGAUGUUCGUCACAAGAUACGAUUGAACAGAUAGUAUUAGCAAUGCCUCAUAGGGGACGACUAAAUCUUUUGACGGGCAUGCUCAAUUUUCCACCAGUUCAAAUGUUCAGCAAAUUGAAAGGCAAUCCAGAUUUUCCGUCUCAGUACCAAUCCACUGGCGAUGUUCUAAGCCAUUGUAAUUCGUCGACAGACUUGGAGUAUGGGGAUAAAAAAGUACAUGUUUCUUUAUUGUACAACCCAUCACAUUUGGAAGCAGUAAAUCCAGUUUCUAUGGGAAAAACUAGAGGCAAGCAAAUGAUUAGCAAAGACGGUGAUUAUGGUAAAAGUUCCAGAUGGGGAGAUAAAGUUAUAAAUAUACAGGUACAUGGUGACGCUGCUUUAAUAGGGCAAGGAGUAAACCAAGAAUGCCUUACUUUGAGCGGUACACCGCAUUUUGAAAUCGGCGGUUCCAUCCACCUUGUAGUAAACAAUCAAUUAGGCUUCACUACACCAUCAGAUAGAGGCAGAUCAUCCAGAUAUUGCACCGACUUGGCCAAGAUUAUUAAUGCACCUGUUAUCCACGUCAACGGAGACUAUCCAGAAGACGUUUUGAAAGUCACAAAGUUGGCCUUCGAGUACCAACGUAAAUUCCGGAAAGAAGUCUUCAUCGAUUUGAAUUGCUAUAGGCAGUGGGGUCAUAACGAAUUGGACGAUCCAACCUUUACAAACCCUUCUUUAUAUGAAAUAAUAAGAUCCAGAGGAACAGUACCGGAUCUGUACGCCCAACAGCUGAUUAAAGAGGGUAUUCUAACCGAAGAAGACCGCAAAGGCAUAGUCGAUGGCCAUUAUAACUGGUUGGAUGAUAACCUGAGAGCUGUUGAUGGUUACCAACCGCAGGAUGUACAUUUUAAGAAGCAUUGGCAAGGGAUGGAGCAACCUGACGACGUGAUCACCACUUGGGAUACUGGCAUAGACAUGGAUCUUAUGACGUUCAUUGGGACUAAGUCGGUGAAAUAUCCUAGUUAUUUCGAAUUACAUCCCACAUUACUGCGGACUCACGUCAAAAAUCGACUGUCUAAAAUAGCUGAAGGUGUUAACAUUGACUGGUCCACAGCAGAAGCGUUAGCGAUGGGUUCACUUUUAUUUGAAGGAUGUAACGUGCGGAUUAGUGGCCAGGAUGUCGGAAGGGGCACGUUUUCCCACAGGCACGUGAUGCUGGUGAACCAGCAGACCAACAACAUCUACAUACCAUUAAACAACAUCCAUCCGGACCAGACGGCUUUCCUGGAAGUCGCGAACAGUAUUUUAUCGGAGGAAGCCGUUCUAGGCUACGAAUACGGCCUGAGCGUAGAGAGCCCCAUGAAUCUGGUCAUCUGGGAGGCUCAAUUCGGAGACUUCUUCAACGGGGCGCAGAUUAUCUUCGACACCUUCAUCACCUCUGGAGAAGCUAAAUGGUUGUGGCAAAGUGGUCUAACCAUUCUGCUACCCCAUGGCUACGAAGGUGCUGGCCCUGAACACAGUUCUUGUAGGUUGGAGAGGUUUUUGCAAUUGACAGACUCCAAGGAAGACAGGGCGGACGCGGAUAAUGUGAACGUGCAGGUGUGCCAACCUAGUACCCCAGCCCAGUAUUUUCACUUGUUAAGAAGGCAGAUGGUUCGAAACUUUAGGAAGCCUUUGAUCAUAGUAACGCCAAAAAUCCUCUUGAGGCAUUCUUUCUGCACAUCUGACUUUUCCGAUAUGGCUCCGGGGACGCACUUCAGAACAGUUAUAGGUGAUCCUCUGGUCGAUCCAGCCAAGGCGCAAAAAGUUCUUUUAACGUCUGGUAAGCACUACUAUUCCCUUGCCGAGAAGAGAGAAGAUAUGGGAGUAAAAGAUGCAGCUAUUGUGAGAGUGGAAAGUUUCUGUCCGUUCCCAACGUUGGAACUCAGGCAAGAAAUAACAAAGUACAAAAAUGCAAAAGUUUUUGUCUGGUGUCAAGAAGAACCUCAAAAUAUGGGAGCGUGGUUCUUCGUCAAACCCAGAUUCGAAAAUCUGAUAGGAGGAAAGAUAAUAUAUUGCGGUAGAGAGGCUCAAGCGGCCCCUGCAGUAGGCGUUGGAAGUUUCCACCAACACCAAGUGUCAGAAAUCCUUUCGAAACCCUUUCUAAUUGCCACUGGCUCUUAAAUUCAUGUCUAUUAUUUUUUUAAUAAAAUAUUUUGAUUAUA
Anoplophora glabripennis (Asian longhorned beetle) is the source of this 2882-nucleotide messenger RNA. Its product is annotated as probable 2-oxoglutarate dehydrogenase E1 component DHKTD1, mitochondrial. Gene Ontology annotation, molecular function: oxoglutarate dehydrogenase (succinyl-transferring) activity; thiamine pyrophosphate binding. The record is from RefSeq and is a predicted model, not a curated record. NCBI's taxonomy places the organism in Eukaryota, Metazoa, Arthropoda, Insecta, Coleoptera, Cerambycidae. Gene Ontology annotation, biological process: tricarboxylic acid cycle. The transcript is spliced from 17 exons. Bases 1 to 2841 code for a protein of 946 amino acids.